AUGCCAAGAAGGGCAACAGAUAAUAGAAGAUCACAAAAACAACGUAUUGAUCAAACUGUACAUAAAAAUUUCACUGAAGAUGAAAAUAAUUUAGAAAAUAAUAAUAUAAAUAAUAAUAAUAGCUAUAUUGAAAAUAAUAAUGAUAUUGAAAAUAAUAAUAAUAAUAAUAAUAAUAUAAAUAAUAAUAAUAUUACAACAAAUAGUAAUAUUAAUGUAAAUAAUAAUAAAAAUAAUAAUUUAAAUAAUAAUAAUAAUAAUAAUUUAAAUAAUGAUGAUAAUAAUAAUAAUAAUUUAAAUAAUUUAAAUUUAUUUAAAAGGAAAUAUUAUGAAUUAAAAGAUAAAGUUAAUGAAAUAAAGAAGAUUAGAUUUACAGAGACAGAACAAUUAUUUGAAGAUUUUAAAAUUCGAGCAGAACAAAGGGAUACUGAAUCUAGGAAAGUUAUAAAUAAAUUAAAGAGAGAAUUGGAUAAUGUAAAUACGAGUAAUAGAGUAUUAAUGGAAUCAUUAAAGGAAGGUCAUGGAUUUAACUGUGAAGAGAUUAGAAAAGAUAUAUUAUUAAAAUCAAAGGAUGAUCAUGAAUUUACAAUCAAUCAACUUAAACUCUUUUACGAGGGCAGAAUCGAGCAACUUGAAACUGACAAUCAAAGAGUGUCCAAUGACUUUGACUCAUACAGAAACCAAGUGAUUGAGACCCAAAACAAGCAGAACAAAGAACGAUCCGAGAAAGAGGAAAGGGACAGAAUCCUCUUUGAAAACCUAACACCAUCAUCAGAGAGAAUCCAAGAGAGACGACAGCAAGAAGCCCAAUUACAAAGAAACUUGAAUGAAGAGAAUGAUUUAAUGAAAUUAAAAGAAUUUAUUGAGAAUUUAAAAGUUAAAUAUGAAAAUGAACAAAGAUCAAAUCUAGAGAAACACCAAGACUUGGUGAAAAAAACCCAAGAAAAGUUAAAGGAAUCCUCAGAGUUAUUAAACCGAUUAGAGAAUGAGAAAUCUGAUUUUGCAAAUAAAUACCAACAAUUAUCAAUUAAAUAUCAAGAUAAAUCAAAUAGUUAUAAAGAGUUGUUAUCUAAAAUCGAUGAUAUCAAACAAUCUGUACUCCAAGAUCAUGAACAAUUAACUCAAUCAAAGAAUAAAGAAAUUCAACAACUACAAUUAACCAUUAAAGAAAAACAACUCAAUUAUGAUCAAUUACAAACCUCUUCAAAACAAAUCAUUGAUAGUUUACAAAAGGAAAUCGAAGAGAUUACAAUUGUAAAUGAUAAAUUAUUAUUUGAUCAAUUAGAAUUGAAAAAUGCUGAAAUUGAAGAAUUAGAGAAAAAACAUUUAUCUGAAAUUGAAGAAUAUGAAGAAAAAUUAUUAUCUUCAACUGAUGAUUCUUUAAAAUCAAUUCAAAAAAUUUUAAAUCAAUUUGAACAAUCAAAAAUUGAUUUAAAUAAUUCAAAUUUAUUAAAUAAAACUAAUGAAAAUCAUUUAGAAAUUUAUAAACUUUUAACUGGUACAAAUAUUUCAAUUAUUUCUGAAAAUAAAUUUGAAGUUAUUUGUCAAAAUCCAAAAUAUGAUGCAAAAGUACAUGGUUAUAUUACAAUUAAUGAAGAUGAUAUAUAUUAUGAUCCAAUAUCAAUUGAUAAUUGUAGAAAUGAAAAUGAAUUUCUUGGUACUAGAUUAGAAUUUCCAAAAGAUGAAGGAAUGGCCUUUAUUGUCAAAUUAAUUGAAGCUGUUUUUAGAUAA
Messenger RNA from Dictyostelium discoideum AX4, 1728 nucleotides. RefSeq lists its product as hypothetical. The coding region runs from base 1 to 1728 and encodes 575 amino acids. Lineage: Eukaryota; Evosea; Eumycetozoa; Dictyosteliales; Dictyosteliaceae. The record is from RefSeq and is a predicted model, not a curated record. The transcript is spliced from 2 exons.